CUGGCGGUGGCGGCGGGCGCGGGGCGCUGCCGGGAGCGGGGCGGCCGCAGGUGCCGGAUGCGAGCGGCGGCGGGCGAUAAAAGCAGCUCAGAUUGCACUAACUGAAAAUUCAUCAUGUCUCGAGCACGGCAGCCCCCACUGGUAACCGGUAUCUCUCCCAAUGAAGGCAUUGCGUGGACAAAAGUGACAAUUAGAGGAGAAAAUUUGGGUACUGGACCUACAGACCUCCUUGGUUUAACAAUCUGUGGGCACAACUGUCUCCUCACUGCAGAAUGGAUGUCUGCCAGUAAAAUUGUGUGUCGAGUUGGACAGGCUAAAAAUGACAAGGGAGACAUUAUUGUUACUACAAAGUCUGGUGGCAAAGGAACUUCAACUGUUUCCUUCAAACUUCUUAAACCUGAAAAAAUAGGUAUCUUGGAUCAGUCUGCUGUCUGGGUGGAUGAAAUGAACUAUUAUGACAUGCGCACUGACAGGAACAAAGGGAUUCCCCCCUUGUCCUUACGUCCAGCUAAUCCGCUCGGUAUUGAGAUAGACAAGGGCAGAUUUCCUCAAAAAGAUUUAGAGUCACUGUUUCCUGGGAUGAGCGCUGAUUUCACAAGUGAAAACUUUUCUGCUGCCUGGUACCUGAUUGAGAAUCAUUCAACAACAAGUUUUGAUCAGCUCAAAACAGCUGUUGUGAAUUUGAAGAAACAAGCCAAUAAGAAAAAUGAAGGGAGUCUAGCUUAUGUCAAAGGAGGUCUCAGCACAUUUUUUGAAGCACAAGAUGCUCUGUCAGCAAUCCAUCAAAAACUGGAAGCGGAUGGAACGGAAAAAGUAGAAGGAUCCAUGACGCAAAAACUGGAGAAUGUCCUGAACAGAGCCAGUAACACAGCAGAUACCUUAUUUCAAGAAGUGCUGGGUCGCAAGGACAAAGCUGAUUCAACGAGAAACGCGCUUAAUGUUCUUCAACGCUUUAAAUUUCUUUUCAAUCUUCCCUUAAACAUUGAAAGAAAUAUCCAGAAGGGCGAUUAUGAUGUGGUUAUUAAUGACUACGAAAAAGCCAAGUCCCUCUUCGGAAAGACAGAGGUUCAAGUGUUCAAAAAAUAUUAUGCUGAAGUUGAAACCAGAAUUGAAGCUUUACGAGAACUUUUGUUGGAUAAGCUGCUUGAAACUCCGUCAACAUUGCAUGAUCAGAAACGUUAUAUAAGAUAUCUUUCUGAUCUUCAUGCACCUGGGGACCCAGCUUGGCAGUGCAUUGGUGCUCAACAUCAGUGGAUUCUGCAGCUCAUGCACAACUGUAAGGAGAGCUAUGUUAAAGAACAAAAAGGCAGUGCAUUGCUCCACAGCCCCAUGCUGGACCUGGACAGUGAUGUGCGUCCAUCGCCCAUCGGCCAUCUCAGUCAAACUGCGUCACUGAAGAGGGGCAGCAGCUUUCAGUCUGGCCGUGAUGAUGCUUGGCGAUACAAAGCUCCUCAGCAAGUUGUAUUUGUUGAAAAAUUGACAAAACUUGUUGUAAGUCAGCUACCCAACUUCUGGAAGCUCUGGGUUUCCUAUGUGAAUGGAAGUUUAUUCAGUGAGACUGCUGAAAAAUCUGGCCAAAUGGAAAGAUCGAAGAAAAAUGCUAGGCAAAGACAAAAUGAUUUCAAGAAAAUGAUUCAGGAAGUUAUGCACUCUCUGGUAAAACUUAUACGUGGAGCCUUGCUUCCAUUCAGCCUCAGAGAAGGAGAAUUAAGACAGUAUGGUGGCUGGGAGAUGAAAUCUGAACUUUCUGGCCAGUGGCUAACACAUGUUAUCCAGACCGUAAGGCUUAGUUCUGAGUCUCUUACUGCACUUGAGAUACCCAAUGACAUGCUUCAAAUCAUCCAGGAUCUUAUUCUGGACCUUCGUGUACGUUGCAUUAUCGUGACCUUACAGCACACAGCUGAAGAUAUAAAGAGAUUAGCUGAAAAGGAGGACUGGGUUGUUGAUAAUGAAGGUUUGACAUCGUUGCCAUCCCAGUUUGAACAGUGCAUUAUUCGUUCCUUGCAAUCUCUUAAAACUGUGUUGGACUGCAAACCUGGAGAAACCAGUGUUUUCCAGCAGCAGAAAACACAGGAGGAUGUGUGCCAACUAAGCAUUGGGAUCAUGCAGGGCUUUAUAGAUUGUUUGGAACAACUGAGCACCAAACCUGAUGGUGACAUAGAUACAUCACAUCUUUCAGUUGAUGUUUCAUCUCCAGAUUUGUUUGGAAGCAUUCAUGAAGAAUCAAGUCUUUCUUCAGAGCAGAGACUUUUAAUUGCACUCAGUAACUGCCGUUACCUGGAGCGCCAUACCUUCCUAAAUAUAGCUGAGCACUUUGAGAAACAUGGCUUCCAAGGUGUUGAUAAAAUAACUCAAGUUAGUAUGGAAUCCUUGAAAGAGCUGGAUCAAAGACUGUUUGAAAUGUACAUUGAAUUCAAGGCAGAUCCAAUAGUUGGGUCAUUAGAACCUGGCAUUUAUGCAGGAUAUUUUGAUUGGAAAGAUUGUCUCAUUCCAACAGGUGUCAGAAAUUACUUGAAAGAAGCAUUAGUGAAUAUCAUUGCUGUGCAUGCAGAGGUGUUUACAAUUUCUAAAGACUUAGUUCCUCGGGUAAUGUCAAGGGUUGUAGAAGCAGUCUCUGAAGAACUGAGUCGACUGAUGCAGUGUGUUUCAUCCUUCAGCAAAAAUGGAGCUUUACAGGCAAAACUUGAAAUCUGUGCAUUGAGGGAUACCGUGGCCAUAUACCUAACACCUGAAAGCAAAUCAAGCUUUAAGCAAGCUUUGGAAGCCUUGCCUCAGCUCUCAAGUGGAACUGACAGAAAGUUACUGGAAGAGCUGCUAAACAAAUUCAAAAGCAGCAUGCACUUGCAGCUGACCUGUUUCCAAGCUUCUUCAUCAGCCAUGAUGAAAACAUAGACAACAACACAAUGCAGACAAAUGUGCAUAAACAUUGUACAUUUUUCUGGACUACUUCAAUUCCUUUGAACACCCUAAAAAAGCUAAAAAGAAUUCCACUGGAAAAUAAAUUGAGAUACAACUUUCUCAGUAAUGUUAUGGGGUGUCCUGCUAAGUGAGACUUGUGUUCCUGCAUACUUUGAUAAAAUGGUUUUCUGUCUACUGUAUUUCACUCUGUGGAGGGAAUUAAGUCAAUUUUGUUUACAUACACUUGUUCAUGAAGAAAUAUUCAUUACUGUUCUGUAGUCUCAGUUUCACUUGUUAAAAAUACAUUGAAAUGUAUUUUUAGCAAAUGUCAAAUUUGAGUAUUAGUCAUAUUGUUCAGUGUAUCAAUCUUAAUUUCUAGGUGUAGAGUGAUACUGAAGUGACUGGAAGACACAAAUUCUAUAAACUAUUGAAAAGUAUGUAAUAAGCGUUGCCCUGUAGAGCUGACUAAUUAAUGUCCAGAUACCAUAUUAAGUACACUGCUUCUUUUGCAUUUGAAAAUGGUAACUUUUUUUUUUCUGUUCUCAUCUAUAGUUUUGGUGUUUGUAAGUCUGAUCUCUUGGGGGCUUUUAUUCUCUUACCUAUUUUUAAUUAAACAUGUUUCCACCUUU
This is a messenger RNA of Zonotrichia leucophrys gambelii, 3527 nucleotides long. It is a transcript of the gene EXOC2, whose product is annotated as exocyst complex component 2. The transcript is spliced from 28 exons. The record is from RefSeq and is a predicted model, not a curated record. The coding region runs from base 115 to 2892 and encodes 925 amino acids. Gene Ontology annotation, cellular component: exocyst. NCBI's taxonomy places the organism in Eukaryota, Metazoa, Chordata, Aves, Passeriformes, Passerellidae. Gene Ontology annotation, biological process: Golgi to plasma membrane transport; exocytosis.